GCCCCGCUCGGACGCAGCAGCGGAGCAGCGGUGGGAAGGCGGCCGUCGGCGGCCGUCGCAGCCGUGCCGGCGGGGGAAGGCUCCCCGCGGCCCCGGGGGCUGCCCCCAGCAGGGCGGGGGGCGCCGGCCAUGGCCUUCACCAUGCUGCGCCCCGUGGCCGCCCGCGUGCUCUACCCGGACCUGGGCAUGCUGUCGGAGGACGAGGAGAACCGCAGCGAGAGCGACACCUCGGACCAGUCGUACGGCUGCUACGAGGCCGUGGAGGCGCGCCGCAAGGUGGCCCGCAAGCCGGGGCCCAUGGUGAUGGUGAAGCAGAGGCAGGCGGCCAACGCGCGCGAGCGGGACCGGACCCAGAGCGUCAACACGGCCUUCACGGCCCUGCGCACCCUCAUCCCCACCGAGCCCGUGGACCGCAAGCUGUCCAAGAUCGAGACCCUCCGCCUGGCCUCCAGCUACAUCUCGCACCUGGCCAACGUGCUGCUGCUGGGCGAGGGCUGCGAGGACGGGCAGCCCUGCUUCAGUGCCAUCUACGGGGCCAAGGGCGACCUGGACAGCAAACAGCCCCGCAGCAUCUGCACCUUCUGCCUCAGCAACCAGCGCAAAGGGGGCGGCCGGAGGGACCUCGGGGGCAACUGCCUGAAGGUGCGGGGGGUCACCCCGCUGCGGGUGUCGCGGAGAUGAGCCGGGGCCGCGAGCACCCCACCGGAGACAGCGGCACAGCCGGCCGCAGCCCGCGCACGCCAGCCCCAGAGACCGCAGCGGGGAGGGACGGAGCCCGGCGGGGCCGCGGGCUGGCACCGCACCGAUGCCGGCACCGGCACCGGCACCGCGGCGGGAGGACGCUGCCGUGGCCGGGAGGAACUGGGGGUCCCGCGCCCCGGGGUAGGGGGGACCCGGCUGGGACGAGCAGCCCGCACGCGGCCGGCGUCGACGCGCUCCGGGGGGGGGGACGGCGGCGCGGCCCCGCGGGCGCUCUGUGUGCACACGCAGCCGCUUGGAAAAUAAAAACCUUAUUU
This is a messenger RNA of Cygnus olor (mute swan), 1016 nucleotides long. It is a transcript of the gene TCF15, whose product is annotated as transcription factor 15. Gene Ontology annotation, biological process: developmental process; regulation of transcription by RNA polymerase II. The coding region runs from base 130 to 681 and encodes 183 amino acids. Gene Ontology annotation, molecular function: protein dimerization activity; RNA polymerase II transcription regulatory region sequence-specific DNA binding; DNA-binding transcription factor activity, RNA polymerase II-specific. Lineage: Eukaryota; Metazoa; Chordata; Aves; Anseriformes; Anatidae. The transcript is spliced from 2 exons. The record is from RefSeq and is a predicted model, not a curated record.